Molecule: messenger RNA, 1423 nt
Organism: Arabidopsis thaliana (thale cress)
Lineage: Eukaryota; Viridiplantae; Streptophyta; Magnoliopsida; Brassicales; Brassicaceae
Gene: EDA35
Product: temperature sensing protein-like protein
Exons: 1
Coding region: 112-1113 (333 amino acids)
Biological process (GO): protein folding
Cellular component (GO): cytoplasm
Source: RefSeq, marked reviewed
AAACCCUCACGGCCAGAGAUCAUCGUCUCCAAGCAAAAAAAAAAACCUAAAACCUCCAUCAACGCCGGAGGAAGAAAUUUUGUGUCAUCUACAACGAAUUCGUUAAUCGCGAUGAAGGAAGACGAAGUAAAUCGAUGCCAGAUUCAGAAUUGGUAUCCGAGAUUCAAAUCCUUAACCAUCAAAACCAAAUUUCACAAACUUCCAGAAUCAUUCAUCAACUAUCUCAUCGACGAUUCUGGUCCGUUUCUUCUCCCUCAUUCCGUAACAAACGAAGACGCAAUGCCUAACAGAGUCCACAAUUUCGAAGAAGAAGAUGAUUUCCAAGUCCCCGAAGAAGCUUCAGAUGACGAACCAUUGAAUCGUCCUUCUUUUCCAGAACUCGAAAUCGAGAUCAGAGAAUCAAUCGAAACCCUAGGCGGCACAAUUAUCCCGAAGCUGAAUUGGAGUUCACCAAAAGACGCAGCUUGGAUUAGUCCAUCACAGAAUCUAAGCUGCACUUGUUUCAAUGAGAUUGCUCUCUUGUUUCGUUCCUCUGAUUCGUUAACCCAUGAUCUCUUCAAUGCUUAUGAUUCAUGUAGUGACAAAGUCUCUUCAAGGCCAGAAAGUUUCUACCUUGCGUUGAGAAAAUGGUACCCUUCGUUGAAGCCUGAGAUGGAAUUUAGAUGCUUUGUGAAAUCUAACGAGCUUGUUGGGAUUUGUCAGCGUGAGGUAACUACAUUUUACCCUGUUCUUCUCAAUGAGAAGGAUUUGCUCAAGGGUUUGAUAGAAGAGUUCUUUGAUGAUAAGAUUAGGUUUGAAUUUGAAUCAGAGAAUUACACUUUUGAUGUUUAUGUGACGAAAGAGAGAAGAGUUAAGCUAAUAGAUUUCAAUACUUGGUGUGGUUCUACUUUGCCAUUGAUGUAUACAUGGGAAGAACUUGAGAAGAUUCAUGGAGAAUGUGAUGAAUUGGAAUUGAGGAUUGUUGAGAGCCGUCUCAGUGUGCUUCCUGGUUUGAAAACAGCUGUUCCUUAUGAUUAUCUUGACGUGAGUGCUGGUAGUGGUUGGGCUCAGGUUCUUAAGAUAGUGGAAGAGGAGUUUCAGAAAGACGAUCAGAGUUCUGAUGAAGUUGCUUGAAGACUUAGAUUCUUGGUUAUUGGAAGACUAGACAAUAAUUUUUUGAACUAUCAUAGUUGUGUGCCUACCAAUAAGUGUCGUGUUCCAUUGUUGUUCUGAAACGGUUUAAUCACGAUGUUGGAACUUUGAUGGUGUCUUUUUCUUAUAAGAUUUUCUCUUCUAGACUGCUUUUGUAUUUGUCUUGUUAUUCUUCUGCAAAGAAUUGUGUUGAGUGGCAAAUUGUUCCUGAUUGGUUUCUCAUUACCAAAUUUGUACAUGGAUGUUGGAUUAGUUGUUUGGGUCAGACCGGUACAAUCCGGUUCGGUUUAAG